This is a messenger RNA of Anneissia japonica, 3954 nucleotides long. Its product is annotated as vacuolar protein sorting-associated protein 45-like. Gene Ontology annotation, biological process: vesicle-mediated transport; intracellular protein transport. Gene Ontology annotation, cellular component: Golgi membrane. The transcript is spliced from 10 exons. The record is from RefSeq and is a predicted model, not a curated record. The coding region runs from base 75 to 1220 and encodes 381 amino acids. NCBI's taxonomy places the organism in Eukaryota, Metazoa, Echinodermata, Crinoidea, Comatulida, Comatulidae.
GCUGGAAUCCUAAGUCAUUAAACCGCGCUUGUUCCGGAUUGACAGCUAUCUUACUGUCACUCAAAAAAUGCCCCAUGAUCCGGUAUCAAAACUCCUCUGAGAUGGCCAAGCGACUUGCUGACAACGUCAGACAAGUGAUCUCCAAAGAUGCCGGUUUGUUUGACUUUCGGAGGACAGACGUCCCGCCAUUGCUGUUGAUUAUUGAUAGAAGGGAUGAUCCAGUAACUCCCCUACUUAAUCAGUGGACGUACCAAGCAAUGGUUCAUGAGUUGCUGACCAUCAAGAACAAUCGCAUUGACCUGUCCAAAGUCCCAGGCAUCUCAAGUGACCUACAGGAAGUAGUGUUGUCUUCAGAACAUGAUGAAUUCUAUGCCAAUAACCUAUACAACAACUUUGGUGAAAUUGGAUCAAAUAUUAAAGGCUUAAUGGACGAAUUCCAAGCUAAAACGCAGAACAACAAAAAGAUAGAAUCCAUAGCAGAUAUGAAAGCUUUUGUGGAGAAUUACCCACAAUUCAAGAAGAUGUCUGGUACGGUUGCUAAACAUGUGACUGUUGUUGGUGAAUUGUCGCGGCUUGUCAGCAAGUACAACUUGAUGGAAGUAUCAGAGGUUGAGCAAGACUUGGUUUGCCAGUCGGAUCAUAAUGAGGCAUUGAAAAAAAUACGGGCACUGAUUGUGAAUGAAAGAGUCCGAGAAGUGGAUGCUUGUCGGCUAGUGGCGCUUUAUGGACUUCGUCAUGAGAAUCACAGUAAUAAUGAUUACGUAGGUCUUUUGCAGACGUUGAAUAGGCGAGGCAUCAGUGACAAGAACAAGGCGAUGGUUCGUUCCAUUAAGGACUUUGGCGGGUCAAGGAUGAGAGGAAGUGAUCUCUUUGGACAAAAAGGAGCUAUCACAAUGACAAAGAAAUUCUUCCAAGGAAUGAAGGGGGUUGAAAAUAUUUAUACUCAGCACACACCAUUACUACAAGAAACUUUGGACCAACUGAUCAAGGGAAAGUUAAAGGAAGCCUCAUUUCCUUACCUAGGGACUGGACAACUCAAAAACAGACCACAAGAUGUCAUUGUGUUUAUGGUUGGUGGCAUCACCUAUGAGGAAGCAUUUGCUGUCUACAAUUUGAAUAAAACAACACCUGGAGUACGGAUCGUCUUAGCAGGCACCUGCAUUCACAACUCAACAUCGUUUAUGGAGGAGGUUUCAGUUGCUCAGCAAGGUAUGUACUGAUGCCAGAAUCCAAGACAAAUGCACAAGCAUGAAAUGUAAACUUUGUAAAAAUGUACAGAGAGACUUAAAAUACUGUUCCAGUUAUCGUCAUGGCUAGAGAUAAUCUCUCUAUAGAAUGAAUUUUAAGCCAAUUGUGAUGUCAUCGUUUGACCUUUCACAAUUUUCUAUCCAUUCCUGGCACUAUUAGUGCUCUGUUUAAUCUUUUAUCAGUUCAAUAAAGUCCUACAAUUUGUAAUUUGAUGACACAAUAUUUACAAUUAGUUGGAAAACAGUUCCUUAAAGAAGAAACCAAAUUCAGCAUGCAGUAUUUUAAAUUGACUGAUAAAACAAUUUGUGUGCCACAUUUUUCCAGGUGCUUUAAAAAAUUGCUUUUAGCUAUACAGGCCUUGCCCAGUUUUAGAAUUAACUAAUAGCUUCUGAAGGUGCUAAUUUUCUGAAAGUGCCUGAAAAACUGGUAUAAUAUAUAAUUGCCAGGUAAGUACUGUAUACAAAACGGGCAAAUGGUUAAGAUAUACGCUUAUGUAUAAUAGAUAAAAAUAUCUAUACAUAUAGGUUUUAAUACAUUAUACAGUUAAACUUUCCUUAGUCGACUUUGCCUAACUAGAAUAAUUUCAAAGUCGAUCAUAUUUUACAUGGCAAAUUGUUGUGUUUUCCAUUAAUUAACGAUUUGUAAUUCAAAUUUUAUCUAAGUCAAAAAAAUAUUCAAUGCCAUUUUGGAUCCGACUUAGGCAAGUUCAACUGUAUGUGUAAUAUAAUAAAUAGCAAGUUAUGCUAUAGUUUUUAUAUCAUUUAAAAUAUAAUAAAGUUAGACAUGCUAUAUAGAUUUUUAUUUGGUAGAACAAAAAUGUAAAUCCUAAAUUUAUAUCUUCUUCCCAUUGUUAGACCAAAAUUAAUUAUUGCUUUUUUUCAAAGACAUUUAAAAGAGUUUAAUGCCUAAUAGGUGGAUAACUUUUUUUUAUAACACAUACAUUAGUAUGUACAGUAAAUAAAAAUUGACCUAGAGGUCAAGGAAGGUGCAAUAUUUUACCAGUUAUUUUCUAAUUUCAUAAUUGUUAGUUUCUGGUAGAACCUUUGUCCAAUAGAUAUCAAUGUUUAUAGAAGAAAAAUCAGAGAUGUAGGUAACAUUUUUAAGUGAAGCCAGAUUAUGAUAUCAAUAUUGUAAUUGUCUGACAAAGUUUGUGUACUUUAAUAUGUUUAUUUUCCAACAAUAUGACAAGGUCGUCGAUUUAUAAAAAAUAACUUGCCUAUCCAUACAACGUUAUUGUGAUUGCCAAUUCACGAUAUUGUGGUCUAAAAGCAUAAUUUUGGGAUCCUAAACCAUAACUUCUCCCCAUAAACCACACCAGGAAUUUAAUUCUGGGAUCCUAAGGCUCCAGGCACCCUUUGGUUCAAACCCCCUCCCCCUUGUUGAAACCCUAUCAGCAAAUUUCUGGAGCUAGAUUUUGAAAUAUUUUUUAUUAUGUAAAUAGAUCAGUAGAACUUCUUUAACACGUUUGCUGCCAGAGACAUGAGUUCACAUCCGACAGGGUUCACUCAGAGCAUUAAGGAAUUGAGUUCACAUCCACACCUGUCCAACCAUACCACUAUUGCAUUGCAUGUAAACUCGCUGGCAAUGGUCGCCAGAACACAAACUCUCGCCCUAGAGGUCCAGGGAAGGUCCUGGAAAUAAUGAACUAAAAUUAACUACAUUAUGUUUGUUCGUGUUUCACUACAGUUGAUGGACAUGAUUUUCAUUAUGGUGGGCGCCCUUUAUGCAUUGACGAAUGGGAUGGAACAAGGAAAAAAGUCUUGGCAGUCAACGUGUUAAAAAACAUGUUACAAGAGUAAUACACAUUCCUUUAUUUUGUGGGGGAAAUUUUACAAUAAACUUCUACUUUAUUAUUUAUACUAAAAAAUUGUCAAGGUUGGUUUAGUCAUUUAGUUUGAAUAUUGUAUUAUACACUGUCCAAAGAAUUACUACUUUUCAAUUUUAUCAAAACAUUUAGAAUACUAUAUUAUCUUAUUUGAAGGAAAAUCAACUAAAAGAACAUAAGUAAAUAUAAAAGAACCCCACAUGACAAACCAUUGCUAAAAUGAAUUUAACAAAUGAUAGAUACUGUAAUUGUUGUAUAAUGUCUUUUCAUCUAAUGCAUGUUUGAUCAUUUCUAAUAUUUUAGUAUUAUUCUAUUACAAUUAUUGUACAGUAUUAAAUAAGCCAUAUUGUAAAAACUGAUCACUGUCAUAGAAAAUGGUGUAAUUAUGUUCUCUGCCAUUUCAAGGUGCCUGACCCAUGGGGUCCACACCUACGAAAGCUUCACCAUGUUUGAAGCAAAUAAGCAACUCUAGAUGCCUGAAAACAGCACUCGCAGCCUGUAAAAAUGCUCUUAAAAGCGCUCCUCCUUAUGGCUGGCUUCUUCACUGACAGGAGUUCUGUGCUUCCUGAAAUGCCUCUGGUGUCACCGUUGCUAGUAAAAGAUCUUUUGGCGGAUGUAUUAAAUUUUUUAAAAAGGGAAUUCUGAUUGGUCAAGAGUUCCACUUAAGACUGCGCAGCAACGAAAAUAUUGGCAGUGAUCAUAAAAUAAGCCCUGCCAUUUGCAAAGUACUUAUGAUAGUGAAUCAACUGUACUUAAGCAUAAUAAUAUGGAAAUUUAUAUACAAGUAUCAUUGGCGUUGUGUAAUAAAUGAGUUUUUAAAUGAAACAACAGAAGAACUAUUCUCAUAGAAUUAUGUUUCAAUAAAACUCAAUCUCAUUCAA